Daldinia caldariorum is the source of this 3755-nucleotide messenger RNA. RefSeq lists its product as uncharacterized. The record is from RefSeq and is a predicted model, not a curated record. The transcript has a single exon. NCBI's taxonomy places the organism in Eukaryota, Fungi, Ascomycota, Sordariomycetes, Xylariales, Hypoxylaceae. Bases 463 to 3336 code for a protein of 957 amino acids.
CAAGCGUUUCCCGUCCUAACUAAAUCCAAUCCCACGAUCUCCCACAUCUCACACCCAGCCUACAGUUUUCGGUAGUCUACCCGUGGGCCGUGUUGAGUAGCGAAACGAUACAUUUUUUUUUUUUUUUUACUAAAAAAAUUUCUCACUUCAAUCCAACCCAGUUACAAUUAUUUCACGUUUAACUGUUGGGAUAACUACCUAUCUAAACUAUAGCGCAUGAAGGCAUCAGCCUUCUUAACCUCUAAUUAUUCCUUUUUUUUUCUUUUUCGCCUCCCCCCCGGAAGAAUUUCCUAUGACUACUGCUCUGGAACGGUCGGUAACGUUUAACCUCACCUCGUCCCUAUCCUCCGUUCGAAUUUUUUCGCUUCAAACAACGGAGGAAAGAGAAAUAGGUGUCGUCGCCCUCGGUUGACUGGCUGGCUCGGAACAAGCUUUCGGGUCGGGUCAGCAGUACGCGAGCGUAUGCCUCGCGCUUCAGCAUCGGUAAAGCGACAGCACGGUGCUUCGAUCCCUCGAGAUACCAGACAGCACGAGAAUGGCUUGGUAGGCCCAGGGAAGCGCGUUUCUAAGCAGAAGAGCCUGGGCCAUAUGAAUGGAAUCGCGAAGCAGCCUGACGACGAUGCGGCUGUACCCCCUGUCCCACCAACACCACCCCCCUGUGCGAACGGCUACUCCAAGCAACCACUCGAAAUGCCCGUAGAAAACAGGAUUACCGAGUCGCUUAGAAGGAGCUCGCUUGGUGGCUAUUCCGAGUCCUCCUCUUCGGAAUCGUAUAACUCUCAAGUCGGAACUAUCGAGGAGAACCACCGCCGAAUCGAUGUUAACGCCACGAAAAAUUCAAAUGUUCAUCGUGAUCCCGGCCCACUUGGUGUCGACUUCGCUUUGACCGUACUUCGGUCGUGCCCCUUGCAAGACACUAUUGCUAUCCUUAUCAUCUUGAUGCAAAUUCCUCCACUGGCUUUGUCUUGCAUCUACGUGCUUUUCACCCUGCUUACUUUCGUGACCAGCAACGGCCUGACAUUCAGCGACGUAUUUGAAUGGAAUCUAGGUGCUCCUUCUUUGGCAACCGUCAUCUGCGUCGAUGGGAUUGUGCUCUUGAUUUGGCUGUUCCUAUGGGGUCCGAUUCAGCAUGUCAUUCUCGACCUGGCACAGAUGGUUAUUGCUUUGGGGUUGGGCGGCGGUUCCAGUUCAAGAGACGGCGGCUCCAUGAAAAAUACUCUUAUCUGCUUAAGUAUGAUCCUGCUAUCUCACAUCCUGCGCCAUACGAAGAUGAAGUACUCCCCUAUAGGGUACCUCCUUGGUUCGAGCCGAUUCAUGAUGCCUGAUCUGGAUGAUCCGCUCGAAUCUCUAGAGUCCAUACGCGGUUAUGACAAGGUCCAGACAGGAUGGUUCGGUUGGAUUAAGAGCAUAUUGGCAAUUCACAUUUUGACGCAGGGGCUGGUUAAGUACAUACGCGAUUGGUAUCUGAGGCGGGAAAGGCGCGAUGUCCUUGCUCAGAACGCCGCCGAUCCUGAAGCAGGGAAAUCCUACACCGCAGAAAACGACGGCGGAUUUUCGACCCCCGAUAGCGAUACCGCUUCUCUUCAAAAUUCAACAGCGUUAACUACAAAAAAGAAAAGAAAACAAAGCGCUCAGAUUCGGAAUCGACAACCGCUCUGGGCAGCUCUAGCGAGCACUAAGAUAGUUGUUGUGAAAGAAUACGAACUUACUCAUGCUGCAGCAGAGUCUGCAGGUUCUAAUGCUACUGACAUUCAUAACUUGGGGAAUGCCCCUUUCAACACGGAGCCUGAGCAGAUCUGGAUUACGUAUGUUGGCUGCGACGAGGUUUGUUUUAGCACUAGUCACUUCUUUAGCACACCCGUGCCUGAGGUUGCGCAAGACGGAUCGAGGAUGGAUAUUCCCAAACCCUUCUAUGUCAGAGUUAACAAUGCAGUUUGGCAACCUACUCGGAUGUUACCAGUUCAUGAUGCUGAGGCAGAUGCCAGCCAGGGAACUCGGUGGAGCGGGGACAUUUACGGGCUCACUCCAAUGUCGAAUUACGAGUGCGAAUUCGUCAGUGCUACGACACAUGAGAUUCUGUUUUCGACAAGUGUUAGGACAACUCAGGCUCGGUCGACAGACGUGGACUCUAGUACUUCGAAACCCGCUGGCCAGCGUUCUCUUCGGCCCGACUCGCCCAUUACAACCCUCAAGACGUCGAUUGCUGCUGCAGAAAGCAAACUCGCGGAGGAAAAGGCCCGACACAAGGCUUUGCGCAAGGAGUUCCAUCGGAAAGCGAAUGCUAUGAAGAAAGAUAACGAAAAACUCUCUGCGGCAGUCCAGUCAGCUGGCACGGGUGACGACAAGUUGCGCCAGAAGAUCCAGCAGAAUACUACCCAACACAAACAGGCCGAGCAGGCAGUCAUCAACCUCGAGGCGGAGUUAAAAGAGUUUGCAUCCAUUCCCGAAUCUUUGAAGUCGGUCUGGAAGGCGAAGCAGUCUGCAUGGACUAAUGAGAAAUCCAAGUACGAUGGCGCAGUGGCUGCGUUCAAGAGCUUCAAGGCAUCCGUGGACCGCGGGAUCAAGGCUCUCCAAGAGGAAAAGACAGGCCUCCAAGCUAAGCGUAACAAAAUUAGCAAUCGCAUUGCCAAGGUCGAUGGUGAGCAUGCACGUAUCGCCGAUGCUAAUGCUCGCGGUCUUGACGAAGCGGAGCGGCGGCGGCAGGCGCGUGAAACGUACGAGAACGACAUCGCAAAAGUGGAACAGGAUCUCAACGCCAAGAUCAACGAACUCGAAGCUGCUAUAUAUAAUAAGGAGCGAGAAAACGAGAUACUAAAAACCCAGUUAGAGUCGCUCCAUACACAGCAAGCAGCUUAUGCCUAUGCGAACUCGUACGAUUUCUCCGAUGCUUCUGCUCCAUUUUCGUCUCCCGGUUCGGCGCCGCAAGUCACGACAAAUGCGACCAACUCCGGUGCGUACGACGCCACAGCUGCUUGGAACAACAGCCUUUACACUUCGUCCCUUUGGGGUCCAUCCCCCCUUGCUCCGGGGUUUGCGCCGCAGGGAACUGCUGCGCUGAAUGUUCAACUACCCGUGGCCAAGGCGCGUGGGCGUUCCUCGUCGAUGCUCAGUGAUGUAUCUGGCUUUACGCAAAGCAGCACAGCCGACAACGAAGGGCAUAGCACGGUUAGGGGAAGCAUCGGGAAUCUUGGAGCGUCUCCAGGCCUCGAGUACCCUACGCCUACUGGACCUCGCAGAAAUGUCAACGGCGAGAUAAUGAGCGACGGUACGGGUAGCCCUAGCAGCGGUAGUAUUGGAACUGGUAGUGUCGGAGAUCCGAUGAGCCCCGGGCCUUGACGAGAUGGUUGUAGGAGUGCUUUAGUUGUGCUGUCAGCGCAAUUAGGGACUGUCUUCAAGAGUCUGCAGCAAUGUGCUUUCUGCCGCAUCCAUUCGGAUUGAGUAGAUUGGAUUAGGCAAUGAUAGGCGUUUUUCUUUCACUUUACAACCUGUUCCAACAGCGCAACUUUAUGUGACGUGAUGAUUUUUGUAUGAAGCCUAGCUCUGGUGUCAUGAAUAUCCGAUAGGUAAGGUAAAGGUAUCUUGUAAGACAUAUUUCGCAAGCGCGCAUAACUUAAGAUGCAGAUGAUUUUGGCAUCUACGGUAUUCUAACCUAACGAUAUUUACUUGAAAUGAUGUAUGUUUAUACUAUAAUAUGUUUGUUUUAUGUGCUCAUAUGCUUUGAGGUAAUAAAAAAUGCGGUCAAAGGUACCUAGGUG